AUGCAAUCGGUUCGGAGGCUGCUGCCUCUCUGCCGUCGGAGCCCUAGUGCGUUGAUCACCACUAGAGAUCUCUCCUCUUCAAGUUUCUACCCUCUGAAGGCGGCUACUGCUACAGGUAGCGCCGGAGGAACACUUAUCGCGCAAGUUUACUUCCGCGAGCUCGUCCGUAUUUCCUUUUAUUAAUCCAUGUCCGUGAAUAAUGACGAAUGGUUGAUAAAUACAUCUCCAAUAGUGCCUGCAACCAAAGAACUUCUAACCUCAUCGAGUAUCGGACUACAAGUUUUCUUUCUUCCUUUCCUUCUUCAAUCUUGCACCUGUGGCAUCUGUAUUAUGUUCCAGAUAUACCUUCAGUAAGUUCGUCCCGUUUCGAGGCUUCUUGUCUCUUUUUGGUUAAAUUAGAGAUGAGAAAUAUGGACCAGAAACAUGGGAAACAGGCUUCAUGUUCAUUUCGAUCAUGGCAAUGCGUCAUUCAUAUAAUUUUAUGCUAAUAAAGAGUAUCUUUAUGCUGAACUGCUUGCUGGAGAGGGAGGCAGCUGGUAUGUCUUCUGGAUCAGUAGAGAGAGCUGGGUCAGCUUCCCAGAUGUUUUUUGGAGCAUGACUCGGAUUAACCAGGUUGAUUUCAUUAGAGCAGCUACAGAGCAUACCGUUUUUUAGUCGAGUAUAGUGAGCACCUCAAAUGCACAAAGUUUGUGUCAUGUAUUUAACCCUUUAACAACUUGGGAAUCCCUUGGAGAGGCCUUGCCAGGCGUCUUGAUGCUUCCUUUCAUCAUUUAUCUAACUUUAAGAUUUAUUUACGAAAAUUUCCAAGAUUAUAUGGUUCUCAUUUGAUUGGCAUUCACCCCUACUAUGCAGUCUCCUCCCUGAGUCAUGGCCCAUUAAGUUUCCACAUCCAGCACCUUAAGUUGGCCAUACGGGCGCAUUCAUCCAGAUGGCAGACAAAGCUCAUGAUCCAAAUGAGGAGUAUUCACAAUCUAAGCUCAUCAGGCAUGUUCUGUUUGUAUGAUCGCCCAUUCUGAGUUUUAUUUAUCCGUAGAACAACGCAUGUUCUUGCUGCUUUUCACGCUUCCUCUUUUUUUCUGGUUAUCUUUUCUAUCCCGUGUGGAAGGGUGUUGAUUAAUCUUGUCUUGAUAUUUCGCUUCAAUAUCCUUGAAGAAAAAAUUCAAUUUAGUAGUUACAUCAAGUUGGGAUGGGAACACUACUUAUGCCUCCUCAGGAAGGAAUCUAUGCGUGGGAAGCCUUCUAGGGAUCUCUGGAGUCGGCGGAGCCAUGUAUUUAUCGCCAAAUGCUGUAUAUGCUAUGAGUGGUGAGCACAUACAUUAUCCCGAGCUUGCAAUUUUCUCUGAUUAUCUUCCUGUCAGAAGAUAUAUUGCCAUCUUGAAAGAGGUCUUGAAGUCUUUUUGGGGUAUGCUUCCUUUUUCCAAGAUGCAGGGAACAUGGAGGGGCAUCUUCGAGAUUCGGAGGACCCUUCUGACUUUUUGAAGCAAGAUUUAGAUACUGUGUGGGCGUUGACCAAAAAAUUUCAGCUGCCGGCCGUGCUGCUUAUGACAGUGAUAUUUGGCUGGCGUCAUCCUAUCAUACUUGCCGUUAACGUUGCUCUCCUUCUCUUCUGCACAAGGCCAAGCCCUUUCUCGGUUUAUAUUUUUAUCGAGCAGGUGAGACAAAGGCAUUUGACAACUUAUUAUGAGAAAAAAUUGACGAUCCAAGAUCACUGUAAUGAUCAUCACAUGGGAUUGCUGUAUAAACUGUCGGAUAUCCAUCUUAUGGACUGUUUGGUGGCUGUAGAAGCCUUCAAGCCAGCUUGAUGAUCUCAAGAGGUGUUAUUUUUCUUUACUGGUGGGAAAUUUAUGAGACUCUUAUCUUCUCUCUAUGUUGACUUUAUAGCUGCGGCGACGGGCAAUGCGUCAGAACCCUGGCUUGUCCAAAACAAAGGUUAGAGCUAUUCUCCCUCCCUCCCUUCCGAAUUAUUAGAGUAAUCAAAUAUUAGUUCUUUCUAAAUCUAGUUUAUUUAUGGCCACAUGGCAUACAAGAUAAAAGAUUAACCAAUCUAAUUGCAUGGACACAAUUCUAGGCCAAUCUGGCUAAAUUCUGCUGGGGAUGUUCAAAAUAUUUAAAGGUGUGGAUCACUCGAUUCACCCACUGUGGCCUUGUAUUAUGAGAAAUCUUGUGCCCAGGGAACAAUCUUUCGGAGAUCGGGCCUAGCCCAGAUGAGUGAUGAACCAGAUCGAGGCCUAUGCUUACUUUGUGCAUUGAAUCUAAAGUCCUUUGUCUGAAAAGGCCCGUUUUUUUUCCUUGUGAUUACUCAGUCGUCUACCCUAAAUUGCGCAGCUGUUCUAUGCGAAGAAGGUGGAAGUCCAAGAUUACAAGCUCCUCUGCUUCGCGAGAGUCGAGCUGAGGGACGCGAAGCUGAGCUUGAUCGGAAUUCUGGGUAGCUGGUGGAUCCUCCAGUCUUCAUGA
Spirodela intermedia is the source of this 2454-nucleotide messenger RNA. The record is from the annotation of a GenBank genome assembly. NCBI's taxonomy places the organism in Eukaryota, Viridiplantae, Streptophyta, Magnoliopsida, Alismatales, Araceae.